CUCCAGCCACGGCUCCCACCGAUCCCGCGCCCAGAUUCAUAAUUCGUCAGCCGCUGCUCUCUCUCCACUUCCUUGUUUCUUCGGUUGUCGUUCUCAGUUUCUUCUUAAAAUAUCAAAUUCAGCAGUUGAUUUCGGAUUUGUUGCAUCAGAUAUCCUCCUCAUAUAUCCGCUGCUCAACGUCACUGCUAUUCUGAAGCUUCGUUUGCUUAUCGGAUCUAUUGCAAAUUAUGCUUUGAGGGGAUGAAGAAAGUCCCAUAUGUGGAUACUGAGAAGCCUGAACAAACUAGCUUCAAGGUUGUAUUUGACAAGUUGAUGAAGGAACUUCGGGAACCUGUAGACUUUGAACUCCCAGAUUGGUUUAAUAAGUGGAAGCCAAUGUCCUACACCUCUAUAAAACGCAAUAUAUAUCGCACAAAGAAGGUUAGGAAACGACUUGAUGAUGAUGAUGGCAUUUUCUGUUCCUGUACUCCCUCCGCUGGCUCUUCUAGUGUAUGUGGUAAAGACUGCCUCUGCGGGAUGCUGUUUUCUACUUGCUCUUCAGGCUGUAAAUGUGGGAGCUCCUGCCUGAACAAACCAUUCCAGAAUCGACCUCUGAAGAAGAUGAAACUGGUCGAGACAGAGAAAUGUGGUUCGGGAAUUGUGGCGGAUGAGGAUAUUGAACAAGGGGAGUUUGUGAUAGAAUAUGUAGGAGAAGGUGAUCAACGAUCCAUAAUUAUUUUCAUAUUUGCAAGUAAAUAUUUGCUUUGGAAUAUGAAACAUCGAGGGGAGACAAACUUCUACUUAUGUGAAAUCAAUCGAGAUAUGGUGAUUGAUGCAACAUUCAAGGGAAACAAAUCAAGAUAUAUCAACCAUAGUUGCUGCCCCAACACUGAGAUGCAGAAAUGGAUAAUUGAUGGUGAAACAAGAAUUGGCAUAUUCGCAACUCGUGACAUUAAAAAGGGGGAACACCUGACAUAUGAUUACCACAGGUUUGUUCAGUUUGGUGCAGAUCAGGAUUGUCAUUGUGGUGCUGUUACAUGCAGGCGUAAGCUGGGUGUUCGACCACCCAAGCCCAAAACGGCUUCUGAUGCUGCAUUAAAAUUAGUUGCAUAUCAGGUUUAUCAAAAUGGAGGCUUGCGUGCAGGAAGUUCUCACGUUAUUGGCCAACAGAAGUGUUCUCACAAUUGCAUUGGUCAAGUUGUUAGGAUAAAUGAGAGGUUUGGGAUUAUUAGGCGGUUUGAUAAAUAUUCAAAAAAGCACUUGAUCAUGUUUGAGGAUGGCACUGCUGGUUUUCAUGACAUGUCAGAAGAAGACUGGGAGCUUGUGAGACUGUGAGGUGGAGAGGUCAAAAUUGUGGUCAUCUUUUUUAUUGCAUGUGGAUAGUUCUUUUGGAGGCUCUGGUUAACAUAAUAUGAAGCAGAACAGACCAUUAUAACCCAGCUGAUUACAGUGGGUUUUGGUAGGUGGCCACUGGUAAGCUUGUUCUUGAAGCUAAUCCCCCUGUCAAGUUACACCCAACCUGGCUACUUACUCUGGCUUCCUUCCGAUACUAAGUAGCUGCGUAGUUGUUAUGGGAUGUGCCGUUAUGUUGUAUAAUCAUGACUUCGGUUAUGUGAAGGCGAGAGACUAGCUAGGUAAAAGACGAUAUCAUAUGGUAAAUUCUGGUAAUUUGUUGACUCUGCACGCCUGCUUGUGUCUCUGUUCUUGAUGGCCGCCUCCUCAAUUUUGGAGCUCAAAACCACUCUUUGACCAAUGCAAAUAUUAGAAUGCAGCACCCCCAACUCCUUUUCUUGCUCUCUAGAAUGGAUGGUUUCUUUUUCAUAUCCCCCAUUAAUGCAGUUGAGCUUUCAAAAA
Messenger RNA from Neltuma alba, 1833 nucleotides. RefSeq names its product histone-lysine N-methyltransferase ASHH3. Gene Ontology annotation, cellular component: nucleus. Gene Ontology annotation, molecular function: histone methyltransferase activity; protein binding. The record is from RefSeq and is a predicted model, not a curated record. The transcript has 15 exons. Bases 241 to 1314 code for a protein of 357 amino acids. NCBI's taxonomy places the organism in Eukaryota, Viridiplantae, Streptophyta, Magnoliopsida, Fabales, Fabaceae.